AUGGUACUUGAUUCUAGGGUUGAUAUUGAUGUUAACCCUAAGGAUGAGUGCAAAGCUAUUCUGAUAAGCCAUAAAAGGAAGGCAAAAGGGGAGCCAAUUGAUUUUGAGAACAAUGAAAAAGGAGAUGAGGAGAUGAUGAGUGCUAAUGAAGUCAAUAAGAAAGGAAGCAGUAAGGAUGAAAUUGAACUCACUGAUGAAGAAGAGGAUCCUGAAGAAGACGUUAUUGAGCCAGAAAAGGAAGAAGGAGUUGAAUACACUGAAGAAGAAGAGGAGUUUUGGCGGUGGCGGUGCAGCGGUAGCAGCGAUGAGGGUGGUGGUGGUGGUGGUGGUGGUUGUGGCGGUGGCACUGAUGGCAAUUUCUGCAACAGUGGUGGUGGUGGUUGCGAUGACGUUGGUGGUGGUUGUGGUGGUGGUGGCGGGGGCGUUGGUAGUGGUUGUGGUGGCGGCAGUGGCAGUGGUGGUUGUUGUGGUGGUGGCGGUGGUGGUGGUUGUUGUGGCGGUUGUGGUGGAGGUGGCAGUGGUGAUGGCGAUUACGGUUGUGGUGGUGGUGGGAGUGGUGAUGGCGGUGGCGGUGGUGGGGGUGGUGGUGAUAGUGGUAGCGGUGGUGGCGACCACAGUGGUGGAUGUGAUGGUUGCGGCAGUGGCGGCGACGUUUGUGGUGGUGGUGGUGGAUUUAGUUGUGGUGGUAGUACUAGUGGUAGGAGUGGUGGUGACGGCGAAAGUGGUGAUUGUUGUGGUGGUUGUAUGGGUGGUGGUGGUUGCGGCGGCGAUGGUGGUGGUGAUAGGGGUUUUGGAGCCGGUGGUGGUUGUGGUGUGGUGGUGGUGGUUUUGGGGUGUGGGAGUGGUGAUGGCGGUGGCGGUGGUGGGGGUAGUGGGGACAGUGGUAGAGGUGGUGGCAGCGACGGUGGUGGAUGUGAUGGUUGCGGCAGUGGCGGCGACGUUUGUGGUGCUAGUGCUGGAUUUGGUUGUGGUGGUAGUACUGGUGGUAGGAGUGGUGGUGACGGCGACAGUGGUGGUGAUAGGGGUUUUGGAGGCGGUGGUGGUUUUGGUGUGGUGGUGGUGGAUGUGGUGGUGGCGGCGGCGGCGGUGGUGGUGCUGGCAGUGGCGGUGGCGGUGCAGCGUGGCGCCGAUGACAAUUUCUGCGACAAUGGUGGUGGUGGUUGUGGUGACGUUGGUGGUGAUUGUGGUGGUGGUGGCGGCGGCGUUGGCAGUGGUGGUGGAAGCGGAGGUGGUGGUGGUUGUGGUGGUGGUGGUGGGAGUGGUGCUGGCGGAGGCGGUGGUGGGGAUGAUGGUGACAGUGGCAGCGAUGGUGGCGGCGACGAUGGUGGAUGUGAUGGUUGCGGCAGUGGUGGCGACGUUUGUGGUGGUGGUGGUGGAUUUGGUUGUGGUGGUAGUAGUGGUGGUAGGAGUGGUGGUGACCACGAAAGUGGUGAUUGUUGUUGUGGUUGUGUGGGUGGUGGUUGUUGCGGCGGCAACAGUGGUGGUUAUAGUGGUUUUGAAGGUGGUGGUGGUUAUGGUGUGGUGGUAGUGGUUGUGGUGGUGGCAGUGGUUGUGGUGGUGGUGCUAGUGGCUGAUGACUUAGGUCAUGGACCCAUUACUAGAAGUAUGGCAAGGAAGCUUCAACAAGAAUUGGAAGACAUGGGCACAACUGGGCAGGUUCUUUUCCUUCCCUUUGCAUGGAAUAUAAAGACUCAAGACAAAGGGGCUGAAUUGUCAAAUUGA
Messenger RNA from Vigna radiata var. radiata (mung bean), 1722 nucleotides. RefSeq names its product glycine-rich cell wall structural protein-like. NCBI's taxonomy places the organism in Eukaryota, Viridiplantae, Streptophyta, Magnoliopsida, Fabales, Fabaceae. The coding region runs from base 1 to 1722 and encodes 573 amino acids. The record is from RefSeq and is a predicted model, not a curated record. The transcript has 4 exons.